CAGCACAGAUACUUCCGCCGUGUGGAACCGGACAACCUUGGGAUUGAACACGAGUAGUCGUUUAUAAAUUGCUUGUGCUUUAUUACAGUGAUAUAACCAGAUAUCUUCAUAGUCUAGCUAAAAAUACACCAUAUUCUGCUGAUGUAUCCACGAGGCUGAAGCUGCUACAGCGUGGUCACGUAGUGAAUCGUCCAGAUCAACACUGAAAUGUCGCUGCAGAAGAUGACACGACUCCGUCCGGUGAGGCUGCUGAGCUCCAUCCACCAGCAGCCGCUGCUCCUCCCGUCCACCACUGCUCUCUCUGUUCCCAGAAGGUCAGUGAUCCAGGGUGAAUACAGACGACCCGGCCAGCCCAGAGAGAACAAGCUCCCGUGGCAGAAGAUCAACUUUGACUUCUCCAAGGGAUUGCAGGGGAUAAAGAAGCAUUUCGCUCUGCUGAAGAAGGAGUUUUUCGACCGCUGGGUUGGUCCACAGGGCAAACCGAUCCUGGAGCACAUGCUGGAGCAGAACAGGGUGAUCUGGGAGUUCAGAGGUCCGGAAUGUCUGGAGCAGUGGACGUUGUCUUCUGAUCGGGAGAUAGGAGGCCAGAGUGAAAUAUACCUGAAGCUGGGAAAGAACACUAAUACCUGUUUUCUAUACGGGACACUGAGUUCUGUUCCUCCAAGAGAUGGAGAAACUCGUUACAGUGGAUACUGCACCAUGCGAUCAAAGCAACCACUAGCUGCGUUCGAUAGAAAAGAGCACUACGAUUGGACCAGUUUUAACACCCUCCAUUUACGUGUACGUGGUGAUGGCCGUCCGUGGAUGAUCAACCUCGCGGCAGAAACGUAUUUCUCUCACCAGAAAGACGACAUUUACAGUUACUUCCUGUACACCAGAGGAGGACCCUACUGGCAAGACGUGAAGAUACCUUUCUCUAAGUUCUUCCUCACACAUCGAGGGAGGAUACAAGACGACCAGCAUCCUGUCUGGCUGGAUAAGGUUAACACCAUCGGGUUUACUUUGGGAGACAAAGCUGACGGUCCGUUCCAGCUUGAGAUCGACUUCAUUGGUGUCUGCAAAGAUUACGCACACACUGAGGAGUUUGCUUAUGAGGUGUACAAGAGGAAUCCUGAAGUUUGAGACCAGCCAUCACUGGGAUGAAAUUGAACUGUUAUUGGACAAACAAUUACACCGUUAUUCAUGUUGACCCCGUUUAUCUGGAUUAUAAUGGAUGUUUUGUGAGGAAGCACUGACUUACAUCUCUCAGCUGUUUGUAAGAAGUGUUUAUCUGGUCUUAAAAUUAGGAAAUGUGCUCAAUUUAGGGCUUCCUGAAUGAGGAAACGGUUGUAGUUAAUCACAUCUUUCAGUUAGAGGACAACGGAGAAGAUUUUGUUGCUCCUUUAUAAGAAAAUCAAGUUGGUUUACCAAUAAAAUAUUUUCCACAUAAAUUCA
Molecule: messenger RNA, 1434 nt
Organism: Amphiprion ocellaris (clown anemonefish)
Lineage: Eukaryota; Metazoa; Chordata; Actinopteri; Pomacentridae
Gene: ndufaf1
Product: NADH:ubiquinone oxidoreductase complex assembly factor 1
Exons: 5
Coding region: 208-1122 (304 amino acids)
Biological process (GO): mitochondrial electron transport, NADH to ubiquinone; mitochondrial respiratory chain complex I assembly
Cellular component (GO): mitochondrion
Source: RefSeq, a predicted model, not a curated record